UUCUUACUAAAUUAAGAUAAUGUUAAUGUAAUAGUUGAUCUUUUCGGAGCAUAUCUAGCAAAGGUCAGUGGAAGCACAUUGUGCGCGUAAAUCUCACGGACUACACGUAUUUAAAAGCCAUCUACUUAGACGAUCCGAAAGAUGAUUAUAAGCAAUGUUGUUAAAGGGCUGUGUCGCGUUUCACAACAAGGCAUAGUAUCGACUUGCAGACGUGUACACAAUGGAAACGGUCGUUUUUACACUAAAAAGCACGAGUGGGUGAAGGUCGAUGCUGGUGUCGGUACUAUUGGAAUCUCAAAAUUUGCGCAGGAAUCACUUGGCGAGGUAGUAUUCGCGCAACUUCCAGAUGUAGGAAAAAACAUAAUUAGUGGAGAUGAGUGUGGUGCCUUAGAGAGUGUUAAAGCAGCUGGGGAGGUGUAUUCGCCUGUUUCUGGUAUCGUUACUGAAAAGAAUAGCGCUGUUGAAUCAAGUCCAGCUCUAAUCAACAAAUCUUGCUAUGAAGAAGGUUGGCUGUUCAGACUGAAGCUAAGCAAACCCGAAGAAGUGGAACAGUUAAUGGACCAAACCUCUUACGACACGUACCUCAAAGAUCUUCACUGAACAAACAUGUCAUAAUGUUAUAAAUAAUAUUAAAACUUAAGUACACUAGAUAGUAAACACGGUACAAAUGUUAAUAUAUUGUAGUAGCAUUAUAUUGAAAUUUACGUACUAACAUGUUAAAGAUGUCAAUAUAAUGCUACUACGUAUGCAUCAGAAUCAUACACCAUCGUGUAUGCUUCUCAACAUUAAUUCGAACCCCUAUACAAAUCGUAAUUUUAUUUCUGUGUGUAAUUAACAAUAAUUGGUUCAUUGAAUUAUUUACUCAGAUCAAAGUAUUGACGGAUUGUCAGGCAAAUUAAAUAUAAACUUCUAGUGCCAACGGAUUAAUAAUUAAAUACAUAUUACAUGUGCCCCAGUCAAUUUUGUAGCUGAAAAUAAACAUUUUAAAAAUA
Messenger RNA from Pieris napi, 992 nucleotides. RefSeq names its product glycine cleavage system H protein-like. Gene Ontology annotation, cellular component: mitochondrion; cytoplasm; glycine cleavage complex. NCBI's taxonomy places the organism in Eukaryota, Metazoa, Arthropoda, Insecta, Lepidoptera, Pieridae. The coding region runs from base 142 to 600 and encodes 152 amino acids. The record is from RefSeq and is a predicted model, not a curated record. Gene Ontology annotation, biological process: glycine decarboxylation via glycine cleavage system; protein lipoylation. The transcript has 5 exons.